GACAUCGUUGAUCAAGAAAAGGUUUCUGCUUUUUCUGGUUUCUCCAAAACCCACUCUGUUUCUCCAAUGAACUUGAGAAUAGCAGGCUUUCGGUCGGAGCAGCAAAGUUAAUUCAAAAUCUUAAAAAAAUGGGGAAGAAAACGAAGAAGCCAGGAAAAGGCAAAGAGAAAACGGAAAGGAAAACCGCCAAAGCUGAUGAAAAGAGAGCUCGAAGAGAGUCCAAGAAACUCUCCCCUGAAGAUGACAUUGACGCCAUUUUGUUGAGUAUUCAAAAGGAGGAAGCAAAGAAAAAGGAAGUUCAUAUUGACGAAAAUGUCCCUGCGCCAUCUCCUCGAUCAAACUGCACAUUAAGCAUUAAUCCAAUGAAAGAUACAGAGUUGAUACUAUACGGGGGUGAAUUCUACAAUGGUAGCAAGACAUUUGUGUAUGGUGAUCUUUACAGGUGCGAUGUGGAAAAGAUGGAAUGGAAGUUGGUUUCAAGUCCUAACAGUCCGCCUCCUCGAAGUGCGCAUCAGGCAGUUGCUUGGAAGAAUUAUCUCUAUAUCUUUGGUGGUGAAUUCACAUCUCCAAAUCAAGAGCGGUUCCAUCAUUACAAGGACUUUUGGAUGUUGGAUCUGAAAACAAAUCAAUGGGAACAACUAAAUUUGAAGGGAUGUCCAAGUCCACGGUCUGGUCAUCGAAUGGUCCUGUACAAGCACAAGAUUAUUGUUUUUGGUGGCUUCUAUGAUACUCUCAGAGAAGUGAGGUAUCAUAAUGAUUUGUACAUCUUUGACCUAGAUGAAUUCAAGUGGCAAGAAAUAAAGCCUAAGCUUGGGUCCAUGUGGCCUAGUGCUCGGAGUGGUUUUCAAUUUUUCGUGUAUCAAGAUCAGAUUCUUUUAUAUGGUGGCUACUCCAAAGAAUUGUCUUCUGAUAAGACCAUCUCUGAGAAAGGAAUUGUUCAUUCAGACAUGUGGUCCCUUGAUCCUAGGACUUGGGAGUGGAACAAGGUUAAAAAAAGUGGGAUGCCUCCAGGUGCUCGUGCUGGGUUUUCCAUGUGUGUUCAUAAAAAGCGGGCUUUGCUAUUUGGGGGUGUAGUAGAUAUGGAAAUGGAAGCUGGAAUCCAACAAACUGCAUUCUUUGUGGAGGAUAGAGGUGAUGUAAUGAUGAGCUUAUUCUUGAAUGAACUUUAUGGCUUCCAACUAGAUAACCACCGAUGGUAUCCUUUGGAGUUACGGAAGGAAAAGUCAACCAAGGUUAAGUUAAAAAUGGAUUCAAAACAAGAACCUAAUGGUUCUGAUUCUAAUGAUAAGUUAGAUGCUAGUGAAGCAGAGUCUAGUGGCGCAGGUGAUAAAGACCAGAUUUUAGAGUAUGAUGAAGAAGCAGAUGAUGGCAAAAGCAACAUUGAUGAAAUGUCUCAGCACAUGGUAACAAACAUGGCAAUUGAUGAUGAUGGGUCAAUUAAAUCUGCUGCAAAGCCUCAACAAUCUAAAUGUAAAUUGAGUUUUCAAAACUCUGUUUCGCCAGAGAUUGUAAAGCCUUGUGGACGUAUUAAUUCCUGCAUGGUUGUUGGUAAAGAUACUCUAUAUGUAUACGGGGGCAUGAUGGAGGUUAAAGAUCAAGAAAUUACACUUGAUGAUUUGUACUCUCUUAAUCUUAGUAAACUUGACGAAUGGAAGUGCAUCAUACCGGCAUCUGAAAGUGAAUGGGUAGAAGCCUCAGAGGAUGAAGAUGAGGAUGAGGACGAAGAUGAAGAUGGCAGUGAAGAUGAAGGUGAGAGUGGUAGCAAUGGUGAGGAGACUGAUGAUGAUGAUGAUGAUGAUGAUGCAGAGGCUAGAAAUGAUAGUGCAAGAUCACUUCAAAUGGGAGAUGCUGUUGCUUUUGUAAGGGGUGAGGGAAAGAAUCUGCGAAGGAAAGAGAAACGAGCCAGGAUAGAGCAGAUCAGAGCUAACCUUGGCCUGUCUGAUUCACAGAGAACACCAAUGGUAGUCCCUUCACAAAAUUUUCCAAAUUUGAACCCUGGAGAAUCCUUGAGGGAUUUCUACAGACGUACUAGCUUGUACUGGCAAAUGGCUGCCCAUGAACACACUCAGCACACUGGCAAGGAGCUCCGUAAGGAUGGUUUCGAUCUUGCUGAGGUUCGUUACAGGGAACUUAAACCACUUCUUGAUGAGUUGGCCAUAUUAGAGGCAGAACAGAAGGUUGAAGAGGCAGAAGGGCCGGAAACGAGUUCAAGAAAGAGAGGAAAGAAGAAAAUUUAAGAAUUUAUCGCCCUGUGCUUGCGGUAUAUUCAACUUCGUCACAAGCCAUUAAAAAGUAAAAUAUUUUGUUGGUUUAAAUUAUGUUCUUCGAACUACAAGUUAGUCGCACACGCAAACACGACAACUGUUACUAGAACCGUACUUUUUGUGGUAAAAUAUUUAUUAGCUCCAAAAUAAUUUUGGUGCAUAUAGUACAAAAUAUUAGAAAGUUCUAUUAAUGGGGGAAUAGAAAUGGAGAUAUGAAACUUGUUUUCUAUUGAUUUGAAGCAGCUAGUACCUGAUAUUUUUAAUCGGAUUUUGGAAGCUAAGGGGUUUGAAUUCUAGGAGAAAGUAGAGAAUGAUAUGAUUGAGACAAAGAAAAUGAGUCAGGUUGCACAUCGAUUACCAUGCUAUACAUGAAUGAUUACCAUGCCAUACAUGAAUGGUAUGGGUGUUCCAAUUUUGUAAAUACCCGAAUAAAAACACACCCUUCAAGAUUACCUUUGAUG
Durio zibethinus is the source of this 2725-nucleotide messenger RNA. NCBI's taxonomy places the organism in Eukaryota, Viridiplantae, Streptophyta, Magnoliopsida, Malvales, Malvaceae. The record is from RefSeq and is a predicted model, not a curated record.